AUUUGGGGCAGAGCAGCGUUUGAAUGGGUUUUCUUAUACCUACACACAGACAGACAUACACCUUGUCAAGUACUUCACUUCUCUGGAUGCCAAAGUACAAGUUGUUUCUACUGAGGCAUGGGGAGGGAGCCUGGAACAAGGAGAAUCGCUUCUGCAGUUGGGUGGACCAGCACCUGAGUGAGGAGGGGGUGAAGGAGGCCCAGCAGUGCGGCGGGCUCCUGAAGGAGCAGGGCUACCGGCUGGAUGCGGUGUUCACCUCGCUCCUCACUCGCUCCAUCCAGACGGCCUGGCUGGUCACCCAGGCGAUGGGCGACGAAUGGGUCCCUGUGCUGAAGUCUUGGCGGCUGAACGAGCGCCAUUACGGGGCCUUGAUCGGGCUGAACCGUGCCGAACUGGCCCUGAACCACGGGGAGGAGGAGGUGAGGCUCUGGAGGCGCAGCUACGACAUCACACCUCCCCCCAUCACCGAGUCCCAUCCCUUCUUCUUCGACAUUUACAACGACCGCAGGUAUCUCACCUGCGACGUCCCUCUUGAAGAGCUUCCCCGCUCCGAAAGUCUGAAGCAAGUUCUGGACAGACUACUGCCCUACUGGAACAAUGUCAUCGUGCCAGAGAUUAAGAAGGACCGGACCGUUCUCAUCUCAGCCCACGGCAACAGCUGCAGAGCCCUUCUGAAGCACAUUGAAGGGAUCUCAGACGACGAUAUAGUUGGUGUUACUUUGCCCACUGGGAUACCCAUUUUACUUGAACUGGACAGUGAUCUGCAGCCAGUGAAACCUCACGAACUACUGGGGAACCAGGUGCAGAUUCAGAAUGCAAUUAGGAAAGUGGAGGACCAGGGGAAAGCCAAGAAAACAGACACAUAAAGGAUAUGUGAUAUUGUGUCAAGAAGUGGUGUCAUGUUGAAAUAUCAUGCUGGUCAUUGUUAAUGCUCACUAAACCAAGCUGCAGCUGCUUUGAGUUACAAAUAUGGGUACUUACACACAGCAGCACAGCAGUAAUCACCUUCGGAAACACAAACUAUACAUUGAACACAUUCCCUAUUGAAUUUUUUUAAAAUAAAUGCCUAAAUUUGUUUUCUUCUUCACAAUAAUGUAUCGUGAAUAAUGUUAAUUUAUGCCAGACGCUCAUGAAAAUCAAGUGAAAUUCACCAGUAAAUAACUCUCCAGAGUUAUUUACUGCUGAGAAAUCCGCACGUAUUCUGAGCGGAAUCAGUACCUCUGAAAGCCACUGGUGACCUGUGUAAAUGUUUAUAAUGCGCAUUCAAAUCAUAACUGUUUUAGUUUUUGUACUCUGGAUUGUGUUAAACUGACUGCAUUUUCAACUGAAAAAAUUGGUACCACUUUUUAACACAAUCUUUGAUGACAAGUGCAUAAGUUAAGAACAUUACAAUAUUAGUAAACACUGGUAAAUUUCAAUGUUAAUAAAAUCAUUUUAAAGAUAUAAAUGCACAUUAGGUAAUCAUAUAUGUUUGAUUUAAAGUGCUCUAUAUAAUAUAUACAGCAAUGGGCAUUUAAAAAUAAUUCAUUUUUGCAGACAUUGCAUAUUCAUUUUCAGCUGUUGGGUGUUCAGUGUAUUCAGUGUAGGAAAUUUUAAUAUAUGAUGAUGAUAUUUGUACAACCAGAAAUAUGAGUCCGGCUAAAUUCAUAAUUCUUUACUGAAAUUGUUAACUAGGUCAACCACAUGCCUGUAUUUUGUGUCUUUUCCGUGUUUUUUUUUUAGAUUUUCUUGGAAAGGGAACCACUGUGAAUUAUUGAAACUGUCUUGUAUGUGUCAUCAAGUCGCCUGUUUUUGAAUUUCAGUUUUUCUUGAUGUUAGAAUCUCUUUCAUAAUGUGUAUCAGCAGUGGAAUAAUGAGACUUUUGCAAAAAAAAAAAAGCUUUCAGCAAAUAUAAGUACAUAAGAUUAAAUUACUUAUUUAUUGUUAGCACUGUGUUGUUUAAAUGCCCUUCAUCAGCUUCCAA
Paramormyrops kingsleyae is the source of this 1963-nucleotide messenger RNA. RefSeq names its product bisphosphoglycerate mutase-like. The record is from RefSeq and is a predicted model, not a curated record. Gene Ontology annotation, biological process: glycolytic process. NCBI's taxonomy places the organism in Eukaryota, Metazoa, Chordata, Actinopteri, Osteoglossiformes, Mormyridae. Gene Ontology annotation, molecular function: intramolecular phosphotransferase activity.